UGUGAUGUGUUUGUGUAUCCUCAGUGUUUUUCUCUCUUGAGUGUUUUAUUGAGUGUAAACAGAGUCUUGUCUCUGUGUAUUUUAGUGUUGAUGAUGGAUAUGAUGUGCUGUAAAUCAGUAGGAACUGAUCUGUCCAUGCUGGAUAUUGAUGAUUUCAUCACAGAAAUCUCUCAGCUGAAGAAAGAGGUGGCGUUACUGGAGACAAAGCUGAGGUUAAGAGGAGAUGAAGGACUGAAGAGAGAGGACUCCGAGCUCAGUCUGACUUUACUCUGUUAUACUGAGUCAAAGCCCACAGACGCUCAGGACACUACAGUGUGUGACAGUAAUCAGGGCUUACAGGAUGAGGAAUCUACUGAUCAAACCUCCACAGAGUCUCUGGAUUCUGUCUGGAACGCUGGAGAACAGCAGCAGAUCCUGCAGACCAAACUCAACAUGUGUUCAGUCAAACUCACCGACUGCUCGAACCUCACGAUGAAGAUAAAAACUGAACCCACAGAAUCAAAAACUGAACCCACAGAAAUAAAAACUGAACCUACAGAAAUAAAAACUGAACCUACAGCAGAUGAAUAUGAGGACAAACACCGUGAUGGUCAUGAUUUUAUUGUGUCAGAUGUAAGGAGUGAAUCAUGUUUGGAUGGAGAAAUAAUGUCCUCAACAUCAGAAGAGCGACUGACUGCACGAACAGUUUCCUGCAUCACCGGUGGAGAGACAUUAAGCUCACAGAGACAUUUAGAGAGAAAACACACAGAACAUGAACAUCAUCUGAAGAAACACACCAAUGAGAGACCGUAUCAAGGCAGUGAAUGUGGAAAAACCUUCAGGAACUCAGGUCAUUUAAAAUCACACCAGAAUAUUCACUCUGAAGAGAAACCCUUUCAAUUUCCAAAACAUUUCAGUCAUAAAUCUCAUCUGAUAGUCCAUGAGAGACUUCACACUGGAGAGAAACCUCAUCACUGUAGUGUUUGUGGGAAGAGAUUUAAUCAAUGUAAAUAUUUAGUGUCACACCAGAGAAUUCAUACAGGACAAAAACCGUAUAAAUGCUCUCAGUGUGAGAAGACGUUUGCUCAUUUAACUUCCUUAAAAGCCCAUCAGAGAAUUCACACUGGAGAAAAACCUUACAAAUGCUCUCAUUGUGAGAAGACGUUUACUCAGUCAGGUCACUUAAAAUCCCAUGAGAGACUUCACACUGGCGAGAAACCUUACCAAUGCUCUCAGUGUGGAAUGAGCUUCACUAAUUUAAAUUCUUUUAGAGUUCAUCAGAGACUUCAUACUGGUGAAAAACCUUACAAAUGCUCUCAUUGUGAGAAGACAUUUACUCAGUCAGGUCAAUUAAAAUCCCAUCAGAGAGUUCACACUGGAGAGAAACCUUAUAUCUGCUCGAUCUGUGGAAAGAGAUUUGCUUCUUCAAGAAGUCUUCAGAAUCAUAAGAAGAAACAUACUGAAGAACAAACUACACUGAGGUCAUCAUAGUGUCGGUGCAAUAACAUGCAAAAAAAUAAUUGAUUUCUAAUAAUUGAUUAAAGCUGACAUCGAAUGAUUGAACUGGGUAUUUAUCCUUGUUCUGUGAUGUGACAUUUAGACAAAUUAUUUUUGUUUGGGUCUGUAAUGUCUUAGAAGCUUCCUAAAAACCUCUCUCAGAUAGCUCUAUUAGGGUGAGGGAUUUUAAACAAGUGGUUUUGCACCUAUUUGGCUCCCCCUACUGGCUUAAUUUGCAAUCUCAUUACAGAUUGGCUGACUUUGCUGGUACUCAAAAAAUGUAGCCAAUUAUUUUAAAGUGGAGGGGCAGUUAGAUACCUGUGAUGUCAUAAGCAUCAGUUUUUCAGAUUGGGCCGUUUUCUGGCUGACAUUUCUAAAAUAGGAAUUUCUAUGAGACUGAGAUGUAAAGCAUGUCUAGCACUUUUUUUAUGUUUGUGAAUGCGGGUAGACUACCAUUAUUCAACAAAGACAAGGUAAAAAUGUUUUUUUAUUCUCUGUCCCCUUUAAGGGAAAACGUCAUGCUGCAAUGCAUGCUGGGUA
Messenger RNA from Paramisgurnus dabryanus, 2016 nucleotides. Lineage: Eukaryota; Metazoa; Chordata; Actinopteri; Cypriniformes; Cobitidae. The record is from RefSeq and is a predicted model, not a curated record.